Messenger RNA from Corvus hawaiiensis (hawaiian crow), 3152 nucleotides. RefSeq lists its product as uncharacterized. The record is from RefSeq and is a predicted model, not a curated record. NCBI's taxonomy places the organism in Eukaryota, Metazoa, Chordata, Aves, Passeriformes, Corvidae. The transcript is spliced from 19 exons. The coding region runs from base 1 to 2199 and encodes 732 amino acids.
AUGGACAGUCUCUGUUACCCUGCUUGCUGCCAAGUAGUUCCAGUUUGGAAUUUAGUGGCCAUGUGGCCAUCGGAAAAGGAGGAGGAAGAGCAGAACAUAAUCCUGAUCAGUGAUGAUGAAGAUGAAGUGGAGGGCACCCAAGGGAAUUCUGUCCUGUUUGUAGAGCCACAGGAGGAAUCUCGCCUGGAAGAGAAGAAAUCAGAAGAAAUGGUGGAUGAGGAAGAGGAUUUAGUGGUUACCUACUGUAAACAAGCAAAUGUGAUGCCUCAUGCAAGACACGACUGCACCACGCACCCCUUUGAGAGAACAGAGUGUGAUACUUGCUCCCCCCUUGGGAAAAAUGCGGAUAUCUGUGACCAGUGCUACUGCUACAUCUGUGACAAACUGGCUGCUGAGUGCCCACACUGGACAACCCCUUCCCUGUGUCACUGCAAUGCCCACAACAAAAGCAACUUCUGGAAGGCCCAGAGGAACUUUGCCCUGGCCGGGGUCCUGGCCACGUUCAACCUGGAGCUGCUGGACCUCGACGCGGAGCUGCGGCAUGGGGGAGAUCUUCUAGAAAAAUUUAUCAAGGAACUUUCUGUAGCAUAUAACAAAUACCUAACAGGAGAAAGGAUGUGUCUCCCAGGACAGGAAUGCUUCUGCAAGUCAAAGCUGCCCCCUGGGCAGUGCAAUGUCUGCAGCUUACAGAACAUGGAGGUCAUGUACACGUAUUCUGAUGUUUUCGAGCUGGUAACAAGAUUUUUAAAUCAGGCAGAACAAGAAAGCCCCAAAGCUGCUGCUGUCAUGCUCCUGGGAGCAGCUAAACAGAUUGCCCUGCACAAAGACCCUGCUCUGAGCUGUCAGAACCUUGGCCACACUGCUUCCCUAAGGAUUGCUGUCCCAUUUCUGUUCCAAAGAAUCACAACCCGACUUCAGAGGAUGCUGGUGUUGUGUGACUUUCCAAAAAUCCUCUAUGAAAAGUUUGUUGCAUUUUUUCAGUCCAUCUCCCUUCCCUGCCACUGUUACGCCUUCUCAAACAGCUUGAAUGUUGUGCCCUGGGACCACGUGUUACUGACCACAGUUUUAAAAGGCCAGAACCCAACUGGGCAGAGGAGACAGAAAGGAAGGAAAAUGUACCUGUGGGAAGCACUCCCUGUCGUGGAGGCUCGAGUGGAGAAGCUGCUGGACAAAAAGAAAUACAGAGAAGUUGUUCGGUACCUGAGAGCUGUGAAAUGCAAUGAAAACCAAAGGCUACGAGACCUUCAGGAUAUGAUCCCCUUCUACCUGUGCAAAACUGGGAAUUUCCUGGAUGCUGCCCAUUCCCUGCUGUUCCCUGUGAACAGCCUGGCCUCCUGCUCUGCCUGCAGGAUCACUCCCUGCCAGUUCAAGGUUUACCUCAAGAUAUUCAGGACAGGCUGUGUUCCCUCUGGGAAUGACAUGCUGGAGACAGGGCCCUGGGUUACAGCUGGCUCUCCCCUGAAGAACAGCGUGCUAAUGAAGCAGGCACUCAAACUGCUGUACAGCAGCAAGGCACUCUACAGGAAUGUCAAAUGUUGGAGUUCCUUCAUCAUGAUUUUGGGCAGUAGCGAUAUGCUGGAAAAGAGGGGGCACCUCCUUCCCUUAGCCUUGGAAGAGCCCCCACUUGGCUUCCAAGAGCGUGUGCUGGCUGCCAGUGCCAGCAUUUUGGAGGAUCUCAGGGCUGGAGUUAAUGUCUCUUUACCAUCUGCUGUUUUCUCUGCUCAGCUGGAACACGAGGCUUCUCUCAUCCUGGCAGUGCAAGCAAUGCAACAGAUGCUUUAUUGUGAGCUUCCCCACCUGACUUCCUUCUUAGAGAUUGUUCUGGCUUUUGGGAAAAACUUCUGGGCUCUGAGGCUGUUGCUGGACCAACUUUCCUGUGAGGAGCACAUCCUCUGUGGCACUGCCAACCUGCUUUUGAGGGAUUUGAGUCAGGAGAAAGCCACGAUGCUGCGAGUGUGGCAGAACCUGGGCCCCCAGUACGUGGGGGAGUUCCUGUGCCUGUUCCUGACGUGCAGACACAAGAGGAUGCAAUCCGUGGGGCUCUUCACCCUCAACGUGAUCAUCGAGAACCUGCGCGUAUGUUCCUGGAUUAAGCAGCUCUGCACCUUUUUCCAUGACUCGGGGUUGAGGCAGCUCCCCUUUGGCACCACAGUUCACCACGAAGUUUCGAAGUUCGUCAGUGCUUUUGAGAAACUGUAGUUCGGACAAAACCCUCGGGAAUAUUUUCCAGUUGUUUUCUGUCCGAGCAGUCUGUUCCUGGAGUUCCUCGGGUUUGCUUUGGUUGUCACCUCCAGGAACAAUCAACUAAAAGCUCACUUUCCUGGCUUUGGAGUGGGAACAGAGCCAUUUUGGGGAGUUUCUUGCAGUUCCACAUAUUAAGGAGUUGUUGGAAGAGGCAGCAGGUUGGAGUUGUUUUCAGAAGUUGAUCCAUGGGGAUCCUGAGGAAAGCAGGGAAACACGGAUGGAGCAGGAAGCACCAAAGAGUUUUUUCGUCGUGUUGGGGCACAAACCUUGCAGGAGGCAACUGCUGAGAGGGAAAAGCUUAAACCAGGAAAACAGGGAGUUUAAAACUCCCUCUGCAGCAGUUUGGGGUCAAGUGCUGUUGGCACACCUUUGAUUUUGGGUUUAAUUCUAAACCAAGAGCCACUCUUGAGGCUGAAAGAUAAAACUGAGCUUUACUUUCUUCAAACAUGAAAGGUUAAACUGAGCUUUACUUUCUUCAAACAACCCCAGUGAAGGAGGCCGUGGGGCAGUGAAGAGCUGAGUUUAUGUGUAAAUAAUCCAGAUUUCAGGCUGGGCUUAUAUUUUCUGCUGAACUUAAGGUUUAGAUUGGUGCUGGUGGCUCUGUGCAUUUCCCAAAUCCUAAUUCUGGUGGGAAUUUUGAGUUCACUCUGAGCUGGGCUGGUGAAAGAACUGUUUGGAGCCUGGUUUGGGCUGUCUGCCCCACUGGGAUCCCUCUCUGCACUGCCUGGGCAGGCAGGAAAACAAACCUUAAUAUGUGACCAACUGCACUUUGCACAUUUCCAGGGGGUUGGGGGCUUUGGCAGCUCUUGUGAGCCCCAAGUUUUGUACAAAAAAAAAAAAAAUGCAGCUGGAUCAAAAUUUGACACCUUGUUAAUUAAAACUGUGCAAGUUCUAUUGUUGCAUCGGGA